Messenger RNA from Ostrinia nubilalis (European corn borer), 2010 nucleotides. RefSeq lists its product as uncharacterized. The coding region runs from base 1074 to 1925 and encodes 283 amino acids. The record is from RefSeq and is a predicted model, not a curated record. The transcript has 7 exons. NCBI's taxonomy places the organism in Eukaryota, Metazoa, Arthropoda, Insecta, Lepidoptera, Crambidae.
AUAAACGGAACAGCGGUUAGGUAAUAUCACAAUCACUCAUAUUUAAUUAUAUUACGGGUGUUUGUAUCUAAGGGUGGAUUCGUCCAAACACGAGUAUAUAUUAAUCUCAGAAUAAAUUCGACAUUUUGACAUAAUUAUUUCCCAUACUAAAACUGUCAAUGUGCCAGUUAUACCAGGAGUUAUUCUCGGAUCAAAGUUUGGUCGAAUCGGGCCUAAAUGUACUUAAUUUACUCUCACUCAUCCAUAUUUGAUACAUGAAUGAAUGGGUGCUUGUGUUGUAACUGUAUGUAACCAUACCGUGUCCCUCUGCAGAGAUUUGUCGUAUAUCAAUCUACCUGAUGCAAUGCACGCUGCAACGAAGCAAGGUCAAUUGAUAAGAAAUUGCUCUUCCGGUAUGUCACACCAAACCAGGAUGUUAUUUUUCUAAUGCUCUAAAAGUGCGUAACAUAUACUCUAAUUGUAAGUACAUCUUACCUACUCCUCAGUAUACAAAUUCUUGCAAAUGCGAACAAUCAUUUUAGUGCUUUGAAAGAGAAACGAACAAAAAAUAAGUGUUGCUUAAGCUUUGUUAUAAAUCGCCGCAACAAACUCUGUCACCAUCACCACUGUCUGCCGGUUAAAUAGUGGGAUUUGGAAAUUAAACCCAGUCCUACACGCGAAUCGAGAGUUCCAACUCUUAACCACGGAGCAGUAGGAACUCGGAAAUGCCAUGAAGUAAAAAAUAUAUCACGUGCUUGGAAAUAACUCUGUGAAAAAAAAAGAUCUUUAAAAAUCCCGCACCUCGCAGUAUAAUGUUUUAGCGAUAGAAUUUAAUUUUACAUGUUUUAAGAACUUAUUUACUUGCUAGAAUAAAUUUUAAUCCGUAACCUAAUUCAAAUAGGCAAACAGGAGACAUUUCCUAGCAUUGCAUUGCAAUACAAUAGGAUCAUUUGGUGCCGUAUAGAGUAAUAAUCGCGCGCGAAAUCAAGGCCAAUUUAUGGUUCGAAGGGCGGGCGGGCGUAUCACGAACCCACGGGCAGUCAGUCGCUCCGCUCGCGUCCCGUGCCGCUGCCCGCGCCCCACGCCUGGCUGCGAUGCUGCGAACGUGCUGCUUGCUGCUGCUCUGUAUAGCAGGCAGCCGACAACUGUCUAUUACGGAGUUUGCCGUGCCGAGUGCCGUCGAGGCCGGGAAGAAUGCCGAGUUCCAGUGCCGGUACACCGAAACGGAACCGAUCGACUACAUCAAGUGGUGGUGGACGCCGCUCUACGUGCCCAGCGAUGACAGGAACCGAGUCCUUCUGUACCAACGUCUGCAGGGCCAGCCUGCCGAGCUAGCACGGAAGAAUAUUGAGGGGAAAGACAAUGACGCUAUCCUGUUAAUGGACCUGGAACCAACCGACUCCGGGAUCUACGAAUGCGAAGUAUCUGGUGUAGCGGAGGUUCGCAAGCAUCAAGAUUUGAUUGUCUUUUCAAAUGCCACCGACAUGCAUUUGAAUACAACGACACUGGUUGACGAGAUGUACCCCGACCGGUCGGAAGAGGAGGUGCUGGUGGAGUGCGCGGCGACCGGCGCCUCGCCGCAGCCGGAGCUCGCGAUCUAUGUCAACGGGGAAGAAAUCGUCAAUUUAACGCAGUUUGUUUCUGGCGGCGAGGCCGGAUUCUACAGCGUGUACGCCAACGCAACCGUCAGCAAGGAGGAACUUGAAGACUCCGAGAUUCACUGCGAACUGUUCUUCGAGAACAGGAACAUUACUCAUCCUCCCUACGUCGUCAAACUACUGUAUUCGUCAGGCGCUGGCUGGUCUACGACGGAGGCGCCCGAAGACACGACCCUCUCAGAAAUGGCAUCCGAAUUGCAAAACAACGGCGUCAGUGGUCUUCACGCAUGCUUAUGGAUCGUAAAUGUGGCAGUCAUAUUACAAUUGUAUUUUCAUGUUAUUUAUUGAACUCAUGAUGUGAUACUAAUAUAAUAAUUUACCAUGUUAUGGUUAUUCAGUAUUAAUUCUAAUAAACUUUUGAUUACUUAUCUAA